This is a messenger RNA of Triticum urartu, 817 nucleotides long. RefSeq names its product thioredoxin-like 3-1, chloroplastic. The record is from RefSeq and is a predicted model, not a curated record. Gene Ontology annotation, cellular component: chloroplast stroma. Lineage: Eukaryota; Viridiplantae; Streptophyta; Magnoliopsida; Poales; Poaceae.
CCUUGCUUGCUUGGUUGCCAUUGCCGUCCGCUCGCAGCCUCGCGUUCUUGGAUCGAUUCCACGCGCAGACCACGCCACCCGUUGGAAAUCCACGAGCUCUCUCGACGCCGCGCGCGGCUGCCGCCUCCGGGAAGCUAUCGAGCCAAUGCCGCUGCUCGCGCCGGGCCCGCGCGCGCUUUGCCGGGACCUCUACUGCGCCGCCUCGGCGCGGGAGCAGGCGGCCCCGGUCCCGUCCUCCGUGGCGGCGUGCUCGACCGUCGGCGGGGCGCUGUGGCGAGGCGGUGUUCGUGUGGCGAGGACGGGAGGAAGAGGGGUGAGGGCUGAGGCGGCCUACUUCUGGGACGCGUCGGUGCCGGUGGAGAUGGGCGAGAUCGACAGCAUGGACAAGCUCGACGCCGCGCUCGCCUCCUCCGCCGAGCAAAACCAGCCCAUCAUCAUCGACUGGAUGGCCAGCUGGUGCCGGAAAUGCAUUUACCUCAAGCCCAAGCUGGAGAAGAUAGCAGGAGAAUUUCCAGGAGUCAGGUUCUACUUUGUGGAUGUCAAUAAAGUUCCACAGGCCGUGGUGAAAAGAGGGAAUAUAAGCAAAAUGCCCACAAUUCAGUUGUGGAAGGAUGGAGAAUGGAAGGAGGAAGUGAUAGGAGGCCACAAAGCGUGGCUGGUGAUGGAUGAGGUUAGAGAGAUGAUCCAGAAGUACAAGUGACUGAUUACAUACUCAUUAUACUGUAUAUAGAGGUUUGAGAUGAUCUCCUCGGACACUGUAACCCGAUCAAUAAAACUUUAUUUCAGCUCCUUAAUACAGCAGAGCUGGCCUAUGCUA